CUGUAUUACUUAGUAUAUACAUAUAUAUAUCUUCCGCGUUUAAUUUGCCUUUAAAAACUCUAAUUUCGUUAGGGCACCGAUUUUACAAAUUCAUAUUCAUAUGAAAUCAUAGUUUUCAAUCAGUAAUUGUUUGAUUUUUGGAAAGAGCACUGUAGUUGAUGUUCUUCUUCUUUCACAAAGCCACAAUCUGUUGGAACGCCUAACAAAAAGCGUUUUGAAUUGAAUUUUUUCAAAGAGCCACAAAAUGCCUUUAAAUCUCACCCGUGAAUCCGCACGAGAACUCUGUUGCACAUGCCUGCUCCAAUUGGAAAAGGAACCCUUGAAGACAGAACUCCAAUCAGACGAGAUUCCAAUCAGCCAGGAGCUGCAGCAGCUGCUCAACAUAAAUCUAUCGCAGGAUGUGGAGAACCAGGACGCCGACCAGCAGUGGCUGCCCAACGAACUGUGCUUGGAAUGCCGCAGAGCAGUGCAAAAUUUCGAAAAGUUCCGCAGGAAAGCCGAGGAGUGCAGAAAGCAGCUGCUGGAAAUGCUGAAGAAAGACGCACGGGAACCCACUUUCGAAGUGGUCUACGACGGCAGGGAGGAGGACCAAGAAUCUCUGCAUAGUCUGGAACCACCUGAACCUGCUCCCGACCCAGAUCCCAUCAAUGAGCCGGCUAUAAAGAGGAAUAAGUCCCCCCGAAAGUCCUUCAGGGGAUCAAGGAACACUCUGAAGUGUUCAGUGUGCCGGCACAGCUUUGCCCACCAGAUCACCCUAGCAGCACACAUCCGCAAGGUGCACGAGGGCAGCAAAAGGCCCUUCCAAUGCGAUCAGUGCGAGAAGGCCUACAGUUUCAUGGGCGGUCUGUAUACCCACAUUCGAGAGGUGCAUGCCCCCAAGGAGCGACGCCAUCCCUGCGACCAGCCAGGCUGCGAGAGGAUCUACACCAGCCGCAUAGCCAUGCAGAAGCACAAAAGGCUGAAGCACAGUCCGCGCGACCGCGAUGCCUUGAAGAAAUUCAUUUGCGAGCAGUGCGGAGCCAGCUUUAACCAGUCGGCGAAUCUUAAGUACCAUCUUAAGACAAAGCAUCCCACGGAGGACGAGGUGGCUGCCAGGGAGGGCGGCGCCGGAGAACGCCAUUUCUGUGACAUUUGUCAAAAGGAGUUCCAUUCCCGAUACACCCUCAAGUACCACACUUUGCAGCAGCACGAGGUGCAGGAAGAGUUGCCCCACGAAUGCCAGGUCUGUGGCCGCCGAAUGGCCAAGAAGUUCAUGCUGCUGCAGCACAUGCUGAUGCACUCGAGCGACAAGUUGCCCUGCGAGCACUGCGGCAGAAGAUUUGCCAGGCGAUUCGAGCUCGAAGCCCACGUGAGAGCGGUCCACUUAAAGCUGAAACCCUUUCCCUGUCACCACUGUCCGGAGAGCUUUGCUUCGAGGAAAACCCUGCGGCACCAUGAGUACAUACACACGGGUGAGAAGCCCUACAUUUGCGACACCUGCGGACAGGCCUUCCGGCAGCAGACGUGUCUUAAAAACCACCGGAAGGUGCACGAGAAAUAGUUUUAGCUAGCCUUAGUUGAAUAGAUUUUUAAAUAGACUGAUUAAGUGGAAA
This is a messenger RNA of Drosophila sechellia, 1592 nucleotides long. RefSeq names its product gastrula zinc finger protein XlCGF26.1. The coding region runs from base 245 to 1540 and encodes 431 amino acids. Lineage: Eukaryota; Metazoa; Arthropoda; Insecta; Diptera; Drosophilidae. The transcript has a single exon. The record is from RefSeq and is a predicted model, not a curated record. Gene Ontology annotation, cellular component: nucleus. Gene Ontology annotation, molecular function: zinc ion binding.